Molecule: messenger RNA, 2065 nt
Organism: Truncatella angustata
Lineage: Eukaryota; Fungi; Ascomycota; Sordariomycetes; Amphisphaeriales; Sporocadaceae
Product: mitochondrial NADH kinase
Exons: 1
Coding region: 407-1774 (455 amino acids)
Biological process (GO): NAD+ metabolic process; NADP+ biosynthetic process
Molecular function (GO): NAD+ kinase activity
Source: RefSeq, a predicted model, not a curated record
ACAGACGUGGGUGAGUCUGAGCGAUGUGGUAUGUCGACAAUCAAGUAUGAUAAAGCUCAGAAGCUUUGACGACAGCUCAGCCGCAGAUCUGGAGGAAUUGCAAUGGAUUUGAUUGGUUGUUCAUCAUGUAGCGUGGGCCCCCUGACACCCAUGGUUAUGUUAUCGGGACUUUUUUUUCCAUCUGUUCGCUGAUUACUGCAUCACGAUCUCAACUCCUCUCGCAAAGCAUCUUUACGCAAUGCACUGAAACCCUUGGCCACAAUAUGGGCCGGUCACGAACUCAUCAAAAAGCAGUUUGAAAUUGAAGAACGAAGGCCGCGACGCAUAUCGUAUCGUGUGCGCGAAUAGUUCGCGACACCACCAUGCGGUAUUGCUUGCACCACACGCUUAGCUAUCUUUCAGCAUAAUGGCUGCGAUUCGCUCCAAGCUAGGAUAUGGACUUGUUCCAGGUCUGAUUCGUCAUUUCUCCGCGACAGCGCGACGUCUCGAGCUUCGCGAUGUUUCGGACCUACCCAACCGUAUCUUACCGAGAUUCAAUAACUCUCCGACUUCAUCGUUGCUUGCCUUGGAAUGGCCAGAGCCCCCUCGCAAUGUCUUGAUUGUGCCGAAGCUACAUGCGCCAAACGUCAUAACCUCAGUCAUCGAGUUCGUGAGGCACAUCAACGCGGAAUACCCGAAAAUCAACUUCAUAUUUGAGCACCGCAUAGCUUCGACAAUUCACGGGUCACUGCCGUUCCCAAUUUAUACUUCCCACCCAACAUAUUUUCCGCCCAAGAUAGACAUGGUCGCAACCCUCGGAGGUGAUGGAACCAUCCUGCGAGCUGCGAGCCUGUUCAGUCUGCACACUAGUGUGCCUCCAAUCUUGUCCUUCAGUAUGGGCACUUUGGGAUUCCUGGGCGAAUGGAAAUUCGAAGAGUAUAAACGUGCGUGGAGGGAGGUCUAUAUGAGUGGAAGUCGUGUAGCAGUGAGCGAUCUGCAAGGGCCUCAUACUCAGGUUGCGAACGGGCGGCAAGUCGAGCUCGAGGAGAUCCAGAACGAUGCGUGGGCAAGCAUGAAAGGCAAAAACAUGGGUGCCACACGAACAAGCAAGAUCCUGCUCCGGCAUCGCCUCAAAGUUGGAGUUUACGACGCUAACGGCGUCAAUAUCAAUGAGCAUCUGAUGCCCACAUCGACCGCCACUCUGGACCAACCUUUGCCCCCUGUCCCUCCGGCAACGAAAGAGCUAUCGAAAUCAGGGGAACCAGUCACUCCUGACGUGCAUGCCAUCAAUGAACUGGUCAUCCAUCGUGGUCCAAAUCCCCAUCUCGCCAUCGUUGAUGUGUACGUCGGGAAUCGGUAUUUCACCGAGGCCGUUGCCGAUGGAUUCCUCAUCAGUACGCCGACAGGAUCAACGGCAUACUCGCUCUCGGCCGGCGGAACCAUCAUCCAUCCCCUGACCAAGUCGAUGCUUCUGACCCCUAUUUGCGCGCGAACUUUGAGCUUCCGUCAUAUAUGCUUACCAUUGAACAAGAAGGUCGUACUGAAGGUGAGCAAGAAGAAUCGUGGUCGCGAGCUCGAGGUCAGCAUUGACGGCAAGAGGAGAGCUGGUGUCACUAUUGGUAUGGAGAUCCGUGUCACCGGUGAGCUUGUUGCACCGGACUUUUCAAGUGGGACCUGGGUUGGGGGAGUACCAUGCGUGGUUAGAAGCAGCGGCCAGGGUGAUGAAGGAGAUGAUGACGAUGGCUGGGUAGGAGGGCUCAAUGAAAGGCUCAAAUUCAAUUACCCCGUGGGUUGAGGGGAUUAGCAACGAAUACGGAAUUGUGUAUAUAAGCUGGGAGGGUCUUGGAUGGACAACGUGGAAUUGGGUAGUUUGUUUCCCUACAAGCAUUAUACGGUGUUGGGUCAUUCAAAUAUGUUUCAUAGUACUAAAGAUACCCACUUGUGUAACUUCUCACAAUCAGUUUCAUCUAAGAGUUGCUUAGAAGUCUUUGAGCUCUGCAUGUCAUGUUUCAGUUGAUUCUGGUCGAGGUUAGGUUCCGACUUAGGAGUAGCAUUGAUUAAAAGCAUCAAGCAGCCAUAAAAGAUA